Molecule: messenger RNA, 1913 nt
Organism: Spinacia oleracea (spinach)
Lineage: Eukaryota; Viridiplantae; Streptophyta; Magnoliopsida; Caryophyllales; Amaranthaceae
Exons: 4
Coding region: 85-1560 (491 amino acids)
Biological process (GO): double-strand break repair via homologous recombination
Cellular component (GO): Slx1-Slx4 complex
Molecular function (GO): crossover junction DNA endonuclease activity; 5'-flap endonuclease activity
Source: RefSeq, a predicted model, not a curated record
CAACGGUCAAAAAACUCGAAAAGUAAAAAAAGAACAAGAAGAGGUGAAGUGAGGAGAGAGAAAAACGAUCAGAAAGUGAGAAAGAUGAGCCGGAGAAGAUCGGGGAAAGCAAAGCCGAAGAAGCAGAAACAAGAUCAGGCAAUAAAAUGGCGUAGGAAUCAGAAGAAAUCGGAACAACCGACAGAAAUAGUGAAGAAGGAGAAGUGUGAAGAAGGUGAAAAAACUCGGUUUUUUGGUUGCUAUCUAUUGACAUCUCUCAGCCCUCGUUUCAAGGGUCAUUCUUAUAUUGGGUUUACUGUGAAUCCAAAGCGACGGAUUAGGCAACAUAAUGGGGAAAUUACUAGCGGCGCUUUCAGGACGAAGAAGAAGCGUCCAUGGGAAAUGGUUCUUUGCAUUCAUGGUUUUCCAACUAAUGUUGCUGCUCUUCAGUUUGAAUGGGCAUGGCAACAUCCUAGAGAGUCAGUAGCAGUACGAGAGGCGGCUGCGAGCUUUAAAACCCUCGGAGGACUUGCCAACAAAAUCAAACUUGCACUCACUAUGCUUACUCUCCACUCUUGGCAAAGUAUGAACCUCAGAGUUAGUUUCUUCUCUACAAAGUAUAUGAAGCACGCUGCUGGGUGUCCAAGCUUGCCUCCCCAUAUGAAGCUCCAUUUUUGUUCAAUGGAUGAGCUCCCUUGUUAUGAGGAUAUUGACCAAACUUACGGUUGUGAGGAUGGUGAUGACUUAGACUCAACUAAUAGUGAAGUUAUGGCCAGCUGUUCUGAUGACAGAAUAGAAUCUUUGUCUGAUGGUUCAAUGGAGAUGAAUCCUUCUUCAAUUCAUGUUCAAAACUUUACUGUACAAAAAUCAGCUGAUAACAUCUUAGAAGAGGAUUUCAUAGGCAUUGGUGGGCCAUUGGAGAAUGAGUCAUCAUUGAUGAUGGGCGCGCUGGAGGAUCAUAUACAACCACUGCAUCAAUUUCCUGUUGAUGUUAGUGGCUCUACUCUGAACACCUCGAAUGAGCAGUUGCGACAUUGUGAAGAGAUCUGGACUGAGGAUGUUAGAGCCUCUUUCCCGGAAUUAGAGGAACGUAUACAAUAUAUUGGUGGCAUUUAUGCUUCUGAGAAUGAGGUGUUUCCUGUUCUUGAGGAAAAUUAUUCUUCUGGUGACUUGCCUGCUGAUGUUACUGCCCAUGUUGAGAAUGAUUUGAGUGAGUGUUCAACACCUGGAAAAGAAAUUAGGCCCAAGAAGCUGAGAGGUUCUUCCCCUAUAAUAGAAGAGCGUAUACAGCCAUUUCAGCAAGCUGGUUCUUCAGAGAGAGAACAAUCUUCAAUGGUCGAUUUUGCCAAGAAAGACGAAAUAACAUGUAUAGUAAUCGAUGAUAUCAGCGACAAACCAACAAGGGUUCAAUCGCCUAUUAGAUUUGCCAAUAUUGUUUGGCCAUUUUCUAAUGAGGGGAUUGAGGUUAUAGAACUUUGUACGCCUUCACCUGACUAUAGAAUCGCUGUAGGUAGCAAGAAAAGAAGAGCUGCCAGUGAUAUAAUUGACCUGACUGGAUCACCUUGUUUUAUCCAACUGUAGAAUGUUGAAAUGCUUUCGUUGGAUACCUAAUCAUCUACUUAUGGGAAUUCCUCUUCUUGAAAAGCCGGCAUUGCUUGCUCUGUCAUCAUUCAGCCUGGGUAAGAGAUGAAAGUUGUGUCCUCAAACUCACCUUGUUCUUCCUUGACAUCAGCAUGUUCGGAACAUAAUCCUCAACCAUCAAUAAUGGUCUCAUUAUCCAUCCAUCUGGUGUGUUCCAUUUCUUAGAGGUUUGUCAAAUUUCAUUUAUUUAAUUAUUGUCUUAGCAUGUAAUGGUCCUAGAAUACCCGUUGUAUUACAGAAUAAAGUGUGUAAAUAGUUCCAAAUAUGUAAUAAUGAAAUUUUUUAAUUAAUAA